CUACUCACUUCCGCCUCGGGCGCAGCUCAGGCCACGCCCACCCGCUGUGCGGCUGUGGGCACUUUGUGAGUUUGGGGAUUGUUGCGUCCGGUAAGCGGACUUCCCUGCUCAGCUGGCUCCCGGUUUCUCUGCUCACCUCCGGAUAAAUUACGGCGACUUCGGCGACGCGCAUGGCGCCUCCCAGCCGCUGCGAGUGUCCCUCUCCUUCCCGGCGUUUUCCUGGGUUGCUUCUGGCGGCCCUGGCGUUGCUGCUGUCCUCUCGCUCUGAUGCAUGUGGGCCACCACCAACAUUUCAAGCUAUGGAGCUCACUAGCAGACCAAAACCCUAUUAUAGGGUUGGGGAACGAGUAAACUAUGACUGUAAAAAAGGAUACCACCACUUCGCUCCUUUUCUCACCCAUACUAUUUGUGAUCGGAAUCACACAUGGCUACCGAUCUCAGAUGAGCCCUGUGUUAAAAAAGUGUGUCACUAUAUACCUAAUCCUUUACAUGGCCAAGCAAUCCUUGCAAAUGGGACUUAUUCAUUUGGAAAUCAGCUGCACUUCAUUUGUAAUGACGGUUAUUACUUAAUUGGUAAAGAAAUUCUAUAUUGUGAACUUAAAGGAUCAGAUGCAGUUUGGAGUAGUAAGCCCCCAAUAUGUCAAAAGAUUCUGUGUAAACCACCUCCAAAAAUAAGCAAUGGAAAACACACCUUUAGUGAGGCAGACGUAUUUGAAUAUCUUGAUGCAGUAACUUAUAGUUGUGAUCCUGCACCUGGACCAGAUCCAUUUUCACUUGUUGGAGAGAGCACGAUUUACUGUCGUGACAAUUCAGUAUGGAGUGGUGAUGCUCCAGAGUGUAAAGUGGUCAAAUGUCGAUUUCCAGUAAUCGAAAAUGGAAGACAGAUAGCAGGACUUGGAAAAAAAUUUUACUACAAAGCAACAGUUAUAUUUGAAUGUUAUGAGGGUUUUCACAUCGUUGGCAGUGACACAAUUGUCUGUAACAGUAACAGUACUUGGGAUCCCCCAGUUCCAAAGUGUGUUAAAGUGUCGACUUCUCCCGCUACAAUAUCUCCAACUUCCAGUGUCUCAGGUCCUAGACCUACUUACAAGCCUCCAGUUUCACGUUAUCCAGGAUAUCCCAAUCCUGAUGAAGGAAUGCUUGACAGUUUGGAUGAAUGGGCCAUUGCUCUGAUUGUUAUUGCUAUACAUAUCUUCAAAGAAAGAAGAAGAAAGGGAAAACAGAUGAUACAGCUGAAUAUGCCACUUACCAGAGUAAAUCAGCCACUUUGGCAGAGCAAAGAAGCUGAAUGGAUUCCACUACUUGGUUUGCCAGUUCAUCUUUUGAUUGUAUUAAAAUCUGCUCAUGCACAGUAGUUACUCUCUAGUUUCACUCUCAUGAGUGCAACUGCAGCUUACCUAACAUUCCAUUGUGGCUUGAAUAUAGCUUUGAUGGUUCUUUGAAAUUUGUUAUCAAUUUGGGUAUAAACAUAUUGCCUGUUUUCCUUUAAAUAACGCUCAGAUUUAUUGGACCAGUCAGCAUAGCAUGCCUGGUUGUAUUAAAGUGGGGAGGUGCUUUAUUUUAUAAAAUUGGCAAAAUUAGAGAAACACAGUUCAAAAUGAAAUUAUAUUUUCUUUGUAAAGAAAGUGGCUUUGAAGUCUUUUUUGUUCAAAGAUUAAUGCCAACUCUUAAAAUUCAUUCACCAAUUGUAGAGUUUAUUUUAUCUAAUGUUCAUUAUAAAAAGCCUAACAAAUAUAUGUAUGCUACUUUGGCUCUUGUGCAUUAAAAACAAAAACACUGAAAAUUGGGAAUAUGCGCAAGCAUGACUUCCUUAACUAAAAAUAUUAUUGGAAAAUUCUCUAAAAGUUAAUAGCAUACAUUCUCAAUUUUUAAAUGUGUUUGGUGAUUUCAAAGCUAGAGAGUUUAUGUGUGGCAUUUGUUUUCACUUUUUAAAACAUUCCUAACUGAUCAAAUACAUCAGGAAUUUCAGAAUCAGAUGCACACUUUCUUAAAAAGUAAGAGGACUCUGACACCCAUAACAGGAGUGCCACUUCACAGUGUGGAGUGAAUGCUGUGGCCUUGUGAUUUUCCCAGAGAGAACUCUCUUAUGUUGAGUAACCCACUCUGAAUUCUGAGUACACAUGUUUUUCUUUCCCUCCUUAAACAGAGGUGUUACUUUAAACAUGCCUUCUAAAAGUAGGUAGUUUUGAAGAGAAUUAAAUUCAUCAGAUAACCUCAAGUGACGUGAGAAUCUUAGUCCACUUACACUGCCUUGGCUACUAGAAGUCUCUUACCUAUGUAUUUGUCUUACCUCAUCUCCUAAAAGA
Molecule: messenger RNA, 2306 nt
Organism: Cebus imitator (Panamanian white-faced capuchin)
Lineage: Eukaryota; Metazoa; Chordata; Mammalia; Primates; Cebidae
Gene: CD46
Product: CD46 molecule
Exons: 12
Coding region: 171-1355 (394 amino acids)
Biological process (GO): negative regulation of complement activation, classical pathway
Cellular component (GO): cell surface
Source: RefSeq, a predicted model, not a curated record